CCAGCGACCCCACCCCCUCCCCUUCCCCAUCCCCACCACCACCCAAAGCCAAACCCUAGAACCACCAUCCAUAACCACCAGACAAUCGCGACCAUUGCCCCCUUGACCAUCUCCCUUCCCCCACCCCAGCCGGACUCUCCCGCCCUGGUUUCGGCCCGCCGCCGCUCCCAGACCCAUCCCCUUCCCCUCGUCGGCACUUCCCCUCCCCCUCCCCCUAAACCACCGAAACCCCCACCACGAAACCCCCCAAUUCACCAACAAAACACCACCGAUCUGAUAGUUUCAAAAAAAAAAAAAAAAUUAUCUGAUUUGUUAAAUAAUUCGAGCAAGCAAUUAACCACAGACUUCGAUUAAGUUGAUGCAAGGCGGUUGGAGGUUUUAUGCGGUGGAGGGAGGGUUUUUUUUAGGGAUUUUUCGGGGAAGGGAGAGGGGUUACGUGGUGGAGUUUUGGUGGUUAAGGGGCGACGCUUGAAGUUUCUGGGCGGUUGCCGGCACAAGGGGGGUCUAAGCGCGGCCGGGAAUGGGGGCUGCGGCGGAGGACUGGGCGUGUGGAGGCAGGGAGGUGGCUGACGAAGGGGGUGGCUGGAAGGUGGAUGACGGAGGGGGUGGCAGUGGGUUGGCUGGAAGGUGGAUGGACGGUGGUUGGGCCCCACUAACGGAAAUAGUUAAAGUUAACGGAAGCAACUAACGGCAGGGUCACAACGUAGAAACGUUUGGUAAUUUAGGGUUACAACGUAGAAAAUAAAAAAUGUCAUGUCACAACGUAGAAAACGCGAAAAAAACAAGGUCAUAACGUAGAAAAACCCUUAUCUCUUUAUUAUUGUAGCAUCCUACGAAUUCGCACAAAUCUAUACCAAAGUCGCACAAAUCUACACCAAUUUCGCACAAAUACUAUUCGGAAAUCAAUUUUUUUAACUGUUUUGCAACGAAUUUCUUACAAAAAGCGCACAAAUUCAUCGCGAAAUUCGAUCAGAUGCCAAAACAAAAUCCCAGAGAACUGAAUCCUUACCUGAGGAACAAUGGAAGUGGCUAUCCUGAAGAUGAAGAGCAAAUAAAGUCCAGCAAGGACCAACUUUUGUCAUCUUCUGUAGUGGGGGAUGGUGGAGCAAGCUGGAGAAUGAAGGCUUUGAAGCGUGCGCAGGAGCAAGCAACACGUGAAGGGCGAAAUGUUAAAGAGGUUGUUCAAGAAAGGUGGCGAUCUCUUGGUCAUCUUGCAGCAUCUGUGGCAUCUCAGAGUGCUGCUGCUCCUCGUGCUCAUUUGCCUGCUAUAAAUUCUCGAAGGAUGGGAGCAUGUGGGGAAGCGAAAUCAGGCUCAAACAAUGAUAGUAGAAGGGGUACUAAAAAGGUUUCAGGAGCAGGAAAAAAGCAAACACUUGCUGCUUGCAGCAAGAGGCCGAGGACAGUAGACAAGUAUUCAGCAUUUAAUUUGCCUAUUCCCAGCGAAAUUAUGUAUGAUAUAUUAUUACUUCUUCCUGCUUCAGUUCUUCAGGAGAUUGUGAGGUUCGUUUGCAAGGAGUGGAAUGCUAUAAUCAAUGACCGGCUCUUUAUUAGAGCCCACCUUCUUCAGUCCUUGUCAUCUCCUGCUACUACUGGUUUCCUUAUUCAAGACAACAACCUGCAUGAUGCUAAGCUAAAGCGGGCCUUUUACGUUCACCCAUAUGAUCGUGCUAUCAGUAUACUUAAGUUCCAUUUAAAGCCACAAUUUUGGGUUCUUGUAACGGUCUACUCUUGCUUCAAAAUGCCAUCAUUCCAAAAAAAUUGUUUGUAGUGAAUCUCGUAACUAAAGCCCACAUCAGUCUCCCUCCCCUGUCCCUCGCCGUGCCAAGGGCAGUUGUUCAUCAUAAACCUUCUGCUGCUCUAGCAUUUGCGCCUUCUUCAGGUCAAUACAAAGUCUUAUAUGCUUGUUUCGUCUCCAAAUAUGAACAUCCACCAUAUCUUGAACCUGGGAAAGCUGGUUAUUAUUGUGCCAGAUUCAAAGUUAAGGUUAUGGUAUGGACAGUAGCUGUUGAUGAAACUUGGAGGGCCAUUGACUGUCAAGGCAUUACUAUGAGUAAUGAGGCAAAGCAGACACUAAUGAGUCAUCCGUUUUCUAUUGCAGGAGGGUAUAUUUGUUGGUUUCAUACAGAUCACUAUCUUGAUUUUGCCUUGGAUAUAGAUGCUGAAACCAUGUAUCAAUUUGCAGGGCCAGUGUAUCAAUUUGCUGGGCCAAAAGAUUAUACAAUGUACUUCAGUCAGACUUACUGUAUACCGAUGGACACCGGUGCGGGUCUAAUACAUAUGCUAUCCCCUGCUAUGUGUUGGAAAGUCUGGGAAAUGACAGAACCGAAAACUGGUCCUUGGGGUAGAUGUACAAAUUUCGGUGCAGCUGGUAUGUAUUCGGCGCUUGAUAGACAUUUCCAUCCUUUAAGGUUUGGAGGCGCUAUACCUCUUUCUUAUUAGUUUGAAAACUGGAGAGUUUUGGUUUUGGCAACGUGAGGUCCAGCCCUGGCAUGAAUGUAGCGUUGGUUUGUUACAAUUGGAAGACGGGGAGUAUUUGGUCAUCUCCAAUUAAUUGGCAAAGACAUUUUGACCUCCCACAUCUCCACGUAAACAGCUUGCUAUCACUGAAGAAUCUGUAGUUGUGGAAAAGGGUGUUCAACAACUGGUCCGGACCGGAAAAAUGGACCAAACUGGACCGGACUGACCUCAGACCUCUACCGGUCCAAUCUUCUAGUUGAGAAAUUAAUUUUUUCGAUUUUCGGUCCGGUUCGGUCCAAAAUCUUAUAAAAACCGGUCUCGGACCAGACCCCUUUUUUGCUUAAAACUAUGCAUAAAAUAUUUAAAAAUAAUUAACAUUAUUCUUAAUAAGUUAGGAAAACUAUAAGUUUAUGAGUUUUUUAAUAUUAGAUUUACAAAAAAAGGCGAUAAAAUGAAUUUUCCUUUAUUUUAUUUUCACAUUUCAUAGUAUAAUUAAAAAUAAAUUUAAAAUAUUACAAGCAUAUUCUAAAAUUGGUCUAAAUCGGUCUGGUCUUCAGUUCUUAAAAUUUAAUUUUUCAGUCUUCAGUCCGGUUUAGGUUGGUUCGGUCUUUGACCGAUGAAUAUCCCUAGUUGUGAAACGACAAUCAUUGUAUGAAGUGCAAGUGUUGUGUAGUUCUAUGGAUACAUCCAUGUGGGACUGGAGACUCAAUAAUUGACGUUUAAGUUAAUUUUAUUCCCGUUCCCUACCCCCUAAUUUUUUGUUCAGGUCACUUGGACCUAAUGUUGUAUAAUUUGAUGUAGACUUGAUUGAUAUCAUCAAUGUUUGUGGAAUAAAGAUUCUAUUUGAAUGA
Molecule: messenger RNA, 3308 nt
Organism: Chenopodium quinoa (quinoa)
Lineage: Eukaryota; Viridiplantae; Streptophyta; Magnoliopsida; Caryophyllales; Amaranthaceae
Exons: 4
Coding region: 974-1768 (264 amino acids)
Biological process (GO): mRNA splicing, via spliceosome
Cellular component (GO): post-mRNA release spliceosomal complex
Molecular function (GO): protein binding
Source: RefSeq, a predicted model, not a curated record